AUGUCGUUGAAAUACGACCCCGACGCCUCUCUGGUCGACGCUACUUGGAUAGCGGUCUUUCUGAGCGAGAGAGAUGUGGCCGGUCAAAUUCCCCUCAAUUUCAUCACCACCUCGGCCGUGUCCCUGCGCGCAGCAUGCUUCGGCAAAAAUGUUUACGACCGGAAUUCCGCAGGAAAAUGCAUCUCGAAUCUGCUCGAACUAGGGUACCGCCGGUUUGUUGUCGAUCUAUACUGGUCUGUCGAAGGGCGCAGCUGGAAUUUCUGCCCAGUCACAAUCCCGAAUGAAGCGCCGGUCGUGACUCUUUCAUCGACCACGACGUCGAGCGCAACGGCGACUCCUACCUCUUCAUCGACAACCACGGUGGACGCGGCGCAAGGGACCGCGACAGUCAUUUCUGACUCCUCCGGUUCACGAAUAUACGAGCUCGGGCCGUACCAAUGCUCGGACAACCUCUACCUGUCGGAUAUGAUCGAUGUGUUCCUGGAUUUCUUCAAAGCCACGACGUCGCAACUGAACGUGUAUACCAGAUUCAUCUCGUUCAACCUUCAUGCCGCCUCCAGUGCCGAAGCUCCUAGCCGACCCGCGGCAAAGGUGUCUGGAACCGACCUGCCGACUAUAUCAGAGCGAAUUGACAACAUAAUAGAUGAUCGCCUGUAUCAUUAUAUAUACACCCCUUCGCAGCUGGCGGAUGAGCGCAGCAAUCUCAAUGAGUCGUGGUACAAGGUCGACGACGGAUAUAAGCCCAUCACGGAGUACUUCACCAUACACGAAGAUGAGGACGGCAUACAGAGCACCCCCGACGGGUGGCCGUGUACGAAAUAUAUCCAGCUAGCCGAGGAGGAACGGCUUCUGCUGGAAUAUGGCUCAAUCGACCCCCAAAUGGAAGAUUAUACCUUGGCCAACGAUAAUGACAUCAUAUUCCCUCCCGAGUACCUCACCGCUACGACCCCCCUAUCCAUCAGGGACGACGAAAUCGAAACCGGCUGCUUCUACAAUACUGAAGCCUUUAAGGUCUCCGAGGUGAAUUCAUCGUGGGCCGUGUCCAACAGUCUUCCUAUGCCCGUGGGGUCCAACAGGACCCAAUUCCUGGGCGAACUGGCCGGCAUGGUCACCAACGUGACCGCCUGCGGCCUUACCCCGUUAAUAAACAGCACGAUACUCAACUCGACGGCCGACAACGACUACGACCCCUACCGAAAUGCCACCCUUUCUGCGGCAUGGGCCUGGGCCAUUGGCGAACCACGCGAUUCUGAAGUCACCGAUAACAUCAACGAGCCGUCCGGCGAUCGCUGCGCCGUCAUGGACCUGUCGCUGAAUGGGCACUGGCGUGUCGUCGACUGCGACCAGCCGCUACGCCGCGGCGCCUGCCGAGUCGACAACGACCCCUUUACCUGGACCAUUUCCGAUGCUGAAAGCAGCUAUCCCGACGCCUACGACCACGGCUGCCCCGAAAACACAUCCCUGGGCGUCCCGCGCACCGCCCUCGAAAACACCUAUCUGUACCGCUUCGCAUCUGACAGGUCCAGCGCCGGAGGCGGGAUGGACCCGGCGUCCGCGGAUCCACAGAUGCGCGAAAUCUGGCUGGACUUUAACUCCCGGCAUAUCGCAUCCUGCUGGGUUUCUGGCGGCCCAGACGCCCAAUGCCCGUACGCUUCGGAUCCGCAUCAGUUGCAGAAACGCGCCGUCCUGGUUGCUGCCAUCGCGGGAAUCGUGAUCUGCAUCAUCACAGCCUUGACCUUGUUCGUGAAAUGUAAUACCAAUCGACGAAACUCACGACGGAGUAAGAGGGUUAUUCAGGGGUGGGAAUAUGAAGGUGUUCCUUCUUAG
Molecule: messenger RNA, 1827 nt
Organism: Aspergillus steynii IBT 23096
Lineage: Eukaryota; Fungi; Ascomycota; Eurotiomycetes; Eurotiales; Aspergillaceae
Product: Lectin C-type domain protein
Exons: 2
Coding region: 1-1827 (608 amino acids)
Source: RefSeq, a predicted model, not a curated record